AUUAUUUAUUGACCCUUUAAAUUAACUUAGCCUACCCAGUUCCCCAUUAACACCACCUCUCUACAUUCUCUCUCUCUCUCUCUCACAUUCACCUACUCUUCUUCCCCGAUUCUCUCUCUCUCCCUCUCGGACAUGUGGUCACCGCCAUGGCUAAGAUCACCGAGCAGAGUUCAGAGACCAAAAUCACGGACACAAACCUUCUCUUGCUCAUCCUUUAAGGACAUCCAAACCCUGCUCCAAGAAGAACAACCCGAACCCGAGACCGAGUUCGGGCUCCUCAGCCCAAGACGGGCCUCUAUUUUCCACCGGGUCCGGAUCACCAGCUCAGUCCUCCGCUUCUGGGCCCACCACCGCAACCCCUCCCCACAUACUCUGCCCCUACCCGACGGUGACCAGCGGGUAGUGAUCUUCUACACCAGCCUCCGCGUCGUCCGCAAGACCUUCGAGGACUGCAGAGCCGUCCGAUCCAUACUUCGAGGGUUACGUGUCCCGAUCGACGAACGAGAUGUGUCGAUGGAUGCUCAGUCUCUGGACGAGCUUCAGGGGAUUGUAGGAACCAAGAGACUGAAUCUGCCGAUGGUUUUCAUCGGUGGGAGAUUCGUCGGUGGCUGCGACGAGAUCCGGAAACUCAACGAGUGUGGUGAGUUGAAGAUGCUGAUCCAAGGGCUGCCAGUGGUCGAUUCGAAUGGCUGUGAUUCUUGUCGAGGGCUCAGAUUUGUUGUCUGCGAUGAAUGCGAUGGCAGCCAUAAGGUUUACAGUUAUGCAGGGAAAUGUGGGUUUAGGACUUGUUUGGCUUGCAACGAGAACGGUCUCAUAAAAUGCCCUUCAUGCUCUGCUGUUAGAAUUAGACGCAAACAAACUUAGCUUAGAGCCUUAGAUUCAGAGUUUUCCUCCCAACUCUUUGGAUUUUUUAUUAUUUUUAGGCCAUAAAUUAUAAAAUGUUAAGGGGUUAAUUGUAUCUAGAUUAUGAAUUUAGCAUUCUAGAAAUUUGACUUAUACAGAAUCUUUUACUUCGGUAAAUUAUUCAAAAUGAGCAAGGGAGGGGGACAAUUGGCUUUGACAGCUUGCUUGAGACACAUUUGAGAUGAUGUUUUCCUAUUUGGUAAAAUGGAUAAUAGAAUAAUAUUCUUGAAUAA
Messenger RNA from Humulus lupulus (European hop), 1136 nucleotides. RefSeq lists its product as uncharacterized. Lineage: Eukaryota; Viridiplantae; Streptophyta; Magnoliopsida; Rosales; Cannabaceae. The coding region runs from base 133 to 864 and encodes 243 amino acids. The record is from RefSeq and is a predicted model, not a curated record. The transcript has a single exon.